GCACGGCUAAUCUGUCACUAGCUCGCGGGGCCCCUAGUGCUGCCAGCCCAGGGCUCUGCCCCGGAGCCAGGGCAGGGCCGGCUCCCCGCGGCCUUGGUGGGGACGGGGCAGCACCGAUCGGGCCCGAUCCAGCCGCGGGGAGGAGUCGGGAGCCGGAUCGGGCCCGGGGCUGAGUCAGCGACGGCCCAGCCCUUCGCCUCCGCCUCCCGCCCCUGCCUCGCCGCCCGGAGCCACCAUGAGCUGCGCCGCGCUGCUGGGGCUGAGGGGCGCCGCUGCCCCACGGCUCCUGCGGGCCACAAGCAGCAGCUGCCGCCGCUGGAGCAACCUGGGCGGCGGCUCCUGCGAGCCCCAGGCGGGCGCGGCCGUGCGGGUGGGCUGCGCCGCGGGCUUCUGGGGAGACACGGCGGCCUCAGUUCCUCAGCUUCUCUAUGGAGGAAAACUGGAUUUUCUGGUUUUUGAUUAUCUUUCUGAAAUUACGAUGUCUCUGUUGACCGCUGCAAAAGCCAAAUCGCCAGAUUUGGGUUACACUCCUGAUUUUGUGUUGACUGCAAUGGGUCCCUAUAUUAAGGACAUUCACAGGAAAGGUGUUCGUGUCAUUAGUAAUGCUGGUGGAAUGAAUCCACUUGCGUGUGCUGCUGGUCUUCAAGAGGUGGCAAAGAAAGCUGAUGUUGAUUUGAAAAUAGCUGUUGUUGCUGGAGAUGAUCUGAUGGGCGAGAAAGACAACCUAAAAGGAGCUGGUAUCACAGAUAUGGAGAGUGGGAAGCCAUUUCCAGAGAAUAUUCACAGCAUGAAUGCAUAUCUUGGUAAACGGUUUCUGCAGACUUGUAUGAAGACUAUACCACUGCACAUUUUACUGUCUAGGAAAAUCUUCAAGUAUUCAAGGAAAGAUAGAGCAAGACCAAUAAGCAGGGCUCUUGACCUUGGAGCUGAUAUUGUUGUGACUGGUAGAUGUGUUGACAGUGGCAUUGUAUUAGGACCACUCAUUCAUUCUUUUGGCUGGAACAGCGAUGAGUUUGACUUAUUAGCAGCUGGAAGUCUUGCAGGCCAUCUCAUUGAAUGUGGUGCUCAGUGUACAGGUGGAAUAUUCACAGACUGGCAUACGAUUCCAGACUGGCAUAACAUGGGGUUUCCCAUUGUAGAAUGUUCUUCUGAUGGACACUUUACUCUAUCCAAACCACCUGACACAGGGGGCCUAAUCUCUUUUGGCACGGUGGCUGAACAGUUGGUGUAUGAAAUUGGCAACCCUCAGCAUUAUCUCUUGCCAGAUGUCACAUGUGACUUUUCUCAAGUUUCCAUUACUGAAAUUCCAGGUAUUGAAGGUGGGGCAGUGAAAAUUCAUGGAGCAAAAGGAUCACCGCCUUCAACGUUUUAUAAGGUAAAUGCCACUUACCUGGAUGGUUUUAGAGCUACAGCUGUCUGCCCAGUGGUAGGGCCAAAGGCAGUGGAAAAGGGAAGACAAACUGCAGAAAGCAUUCUGAAAAGGACUCGCCUUAUUUUCAGUCAGCUUGGAUAUGAAGAUUACUGUGCAGUUAACAUACAGAUUUUAGGUUCUGAAGAUACAUAUGGACCCCAUGCUAAAAAGAAAGUAGAUGAUGGUCCACGGGAAGCUGUUAUCUGGCUUGCUGUACACCAUAAGCAGAAAAAGGCUGUGGAAAUCUUCUCCAGAGAGAUUGCACCAGCUGGAACUGGAAUGGCACCUGGUCUUACAGCAGUUGUUGGAGGACGUCCGAGAGUGUCUCCAGUUCUGAAACCAUUUUUCUUCCUUUAUCCCAAAAGAAAUGUCAAGAUCAACAUCUUUUUGAAUGGACAGCAUGUUGAAACAUUUCAGGAAGAUCUUACAUUUACGUCAGAUGCAGUUGUCUCACUUGAUUCACCAAAGACUGAUGAUGAGUUAAAAGAUCUGCCAUGUGGUCCACAUACAUAUCGUUUAGAAGAUCUUGCUUAUACUAGAAGUGGAGACAAAGGCAACUCUGCAAAUAUAGGUGUGAUAGCACGACAUCCCCUCUACUAUCCAUACCUAAAGAAAACUUUAACUGCUCAGGCUCUGGAGGAUUAUUUCCAGCAUCUUUUAGAGAGAGAACAACCUGAAGAGAAGUUAGUCACAAGAUAUGAAUUGCCAGGAAUACACGGAUUAAACUUCGUUCUGAAAAAUUCCCUUGGUGGUGGUGGUAUUGCAUCCUUAAGAAGUGACCCACAGGGCAAGGCAUUUGGACAGAUGUUACUGGAUUUCCAGAUAAAAAAUGUUCCAGAUUUAAAGUCCUUAAUAGAAUAAUGAUUAUUGGGUUUGUCUGUUUUUAAAACUCUGAGUACAAACAAACAAACAUGCUAAACAAAAACUAGCUUCUUGAGUCAAAUUCAAGAAACUUCAAACUAAAGUGGUGGUGACAGUUCUCUUUCUCAGGAUUAACUGUAAGGCACAGAAAAGUGAAUAUUUUGAGUAUUACCAGACAAGUAGAUUUGUCUGUGACUAAUGGUAUUUCCUAUCUAGUUAAUAUAUUGGAUAAAGAGUUAAUUUAUUUCCUGUAAAAUAUAAUAAAGAAAUAAAAUAAAAAAUAACAAUUUUACAGUGAGAUAACCAGACAACCACACACACUUGCAAAAUGAAAACUACCUUUCAAUCCAGUCCUCCUCUCCGUCCUUUUUUAGAACUCUUAAUAAUUAAGAGGAAUAAUAUUGUUUAACUCUAACUGCUCAAGUCACCACCUUCAGUCUGCACUGUGAUUUUGCACAGUAUAUCCCUUAGGUAUACAGAACAGUCAGAUAACUUGGUGCUCGUCUAUUAAAAAGUCACCAUUUACCAACAACUGUCAAACUGUGGUAGCAGAGGUCAGUUUUUCCCUCUAAUUAGGGCAGUAAAUAGCUGUAGUAACUCAAGCACCACUGUGUGGUGACUGAUGGUGAAUAUUGACUUUGAAUGGUGACCACUAUACUUCAGGGUAUUCUGCAGUCAGUGAGAGAAAGCUGAGUGUUUUCUAUCCCCAACUUCUCUCAUUGCUUAUAACCCUUAUUUAAACAGCACUGAAGUAAUUACAAAAUGGAGCUCUCGUCAUGUGGAUUAUUUUGAAGAAGAAAAAAUGCUAACAGCCAGAUUCGAUGCCCCACUGUGUCUUGUGUGAUGCUACAAAAGGGAUGGAAUCUGGUCUUAUCACCUCUGUUGGAGAUUCCUGUAGUGCACAGGAGUUCCCAGGAGGUGCUGAGUCAGUUUAGCUGUCCCUUGCACCACCCUUCUCUACAACCCUGGAGAGGGAGCAUGUUGGGGGCAGAAAAGAGGCAUGUCUGAUUUGCACUGUGUUCCAUCUAUCCUCAGCUUCCCAAAAGUACACUGACCUAUUCUGCAUCAGAGCUGGUGCCAGAUGGUAAAUUAGAGAGCUGUAUCCAUCUCCCCGAAAAGAAACUCAGUCUAACAGAUCUUCAGGCCUGAUAAUUCUCUGUAUCUCCUACCACAGCAGAAAGAUAUGUAUGUUUGGGGGUUUUUAAAUCUCUUAGUGGACAAUGUUUAGGUACUUUUAUAUUCAGAAAUGUGUAUGUUCCUUUAUUUUCAGAAGAAUUUAUUAACUGUUUAGUGCUGAUAAAAUUGAGACUUUAAUUAUAGGGGUUACAGCUAUGAAUGAUGUGUAGGUGCUUUGUAAGCCUCAUCAGAAAUCUUUGGCAGUGCCUCUGAGCUCUAAUCUGUUCUAUCACUGUUCUCCAUUUGCUAGCCUAUCACUAGCAAGGAUUGUAACUGAAUUUUUCCAGUUUGCAUUGUGGUUUUGUCCACUUGAGGACUAUGUUGAGAACAUCAUGUGUGGAAUCUUGACCCUAUUAAAGUCAAUGACAAAACUCUCAUGGAAUUUGCGGGGGCCAAAUUUUCACCCAUAUUAUUUUGGCUUGUGACCUAAACAGAAUGUAAGAAGAUAAUAUACUAAUUACUGUGUCAACUAGUCAUAUGUAGUAUUAUUUGUACAUCAUUAUUAAGUCUGGUUCUAAAGGCAAAUGUGGGAAAACCAUGGCUUUGUCACAGAAAAAUAUGGAAAAUUCAGAAUAUUGGGGGGGGAGGUACACAAUAUUUAAAUUGUUUAUAUUUCUUUUCCAUUAGAAAAGUUAAACAGCUGUCAUCAAUAGUCUGAAACCAUAUUAAGACAGGAAAACAGAAAAACCCAACAAAUAGUCAAAUUUAUUAAUAACAAUAAUUAAUGGAAGAAAGUCUUGCUCAGUAGCAGACUAAGAUGAAAAAGGACCAUGGGCCAGACCCUCAACUGGUGUAAAUCAGUACAACUCAGUAAAGUUCAAUAGUUAUGCUUAUUUACACCAUCUGGGGAUCUGGCCCCAUGAUGUUAUUACAAUACCCUAAAAGUGACAUUUUUGGUCAUGGAAAUCAUGGCUAUGCCAAACAUAUACAGCCUUAAUCACUGUGCUGUUUAAGUGAUUUUGUAUUUCUAUAUGCGACUACUUUGAUAUUGAAAGUAAACUGGUAAAAAGGCUAGAUAUUUCCGUAAUUUAAAUAGUUUCUUUUAGUAUAUUUUCCAAUUGCAACUUAGUUUAGAAAUGUUUUUAAUAUUAAUUGUUUUGGGUUCCUUUUAUGUUUUCUGAGUUUGUGUGUUGGUUCAGUUCCCACUUUAGAUUGUAUCUCACCCAAUUCUGUACCAAAUUAAACAUUCACUGUUGGUUAAUAUGAAAAUUGAAUAACUAAACACUGAACACUUUAGACCCACUGGUAGUGGUGGCCUGUGGACUGGGAGGUGCAGAGCAUUCACAACUGUACAACAGAGGCACAGUUUGUUGAAGAAUUAAACCAUGCAAUGUUCAUGUUGAUGGAGUAGGGAAUGGAGAGGGGUUUCUCUGUCUCUGUUGGAGUUCAUACCCCUCCAGACACCACUAAACCAUCCCCAGUAGGGAUAACCUUGAGCUACGGCUGGAUUUUGUUUGUUUGCUUUUGCUUUUGCAACACACUAGAUUGCACCAAGUGGCAUUUAUUUUCAUAAUAUUUUCCUUAGGGAAUGUGUCAAAAUCCCUUAGACAAAUUGUCACUGGCCUCGGAGCUCUCUAAUUUUACUGUUUCUUAUGACAGCUCUAAUUCUCAAAAUAAAAUAUGUAAUAUAUCCUAAAAUGUUGCACGAGGUGAAAUGCCUUUUUAAAUUUUAAUUAUAAUGUAAUAGAUUAAACUAAUAUGUUUAGUGAAGAAAAAAAGUAUUUUCUUUCUAGAAAAAAUGUGUAUUUCCAAGGGGUUAGUUUCUUAUGUUUAUGUCUAACAGAAACCAUGGACAACUUCAAGUAAUAGAUAUAAACAUACCUUGUUUUAUUUUACUGAAAAACAGAAUAGAAAGGAGAAGUGUCAAAGUAUAUGGCUUUUUUUUUUUUCUCUUGUUUUGCUCCCCUUUUGGUUGAAAGGGAUUAGGCAUGCAGGAGCCAGAGUUAGAAAGAGCCUAAUAUAGGUGCUCAACCUGAGAUUUCCAUGCAGGACUUGAAAGUUUUGCUGCUUUUCAAAAAUAGCUGUAAUCGUCUAUUUACUAACAAAGAAAAAUGUUAUCAGUGUACAAGUUAUUAAGUUUAAAUGUAUAUUUUUGUAAUAAUAAGCAGUUACAUUGCACCUUCUAUCCAAAGAUCUGAAACUUUAUGAGCAUUAAUAAAUGAAAUCUCCCAAUACUACA
Molecule: messenger RNA, 5627 nt
Organism: Chelonia mydas (Green sea turtle)
Lineage: Eukaryota; Metazoa; Chordata; Testudines; Cheloniidae
Exons: 21
Coding region: 236-2272 (678 amino acids)
Source: RefSeq, a predicted model, not a curated record